Molecule: messenger RNA, 4015 nt
Organism: Mya arenaria
Lineage: Eukaryota; Metazoa; Mollusca; Bivalvia; Myida; Myidae
Product: vesicular, overexpressed in cancer, prosurvival protein 1-like
Exons: 6
Coding region: 302-895 (197 amino acids)
Cellular component (GO): cytoplasmic vesicle membrane
Source: RefSeq, a predicted model, not a curated record
UUAUUGUAGCAUUUCAACAUCUACAUAAAUAGAUAGAUUACAUCUUGACAAUUAUUAGUUGAUGUUACUCAAGUUUACAUUUAAGAGUUACAGUGUGUUUUAUUUACUUAACACUUGUUCAUGACCUAAAAUGUUUAAGUCUACAAGAUAAAACCUUGUUCUUUGGAAACAAAAGUGUGUCUUUGCAUAUAACCUAGGGUUGUGAGAAUUGUACUGUAUAUAAUAAAUAUAUUGCGUAUAAAUAAAUGAUAAACAUAUCCAGUGCUUGCGAAUUGUAACAUUUAUAUGUUUUGAAAAUCAAAUGACUUCCAAAAUGGAUAGUAAAACCCUGUGCUCUUCUUUCAAGACAGAGUGUAAAUACUGUUGGUACAAGUCAGGCUUUGGAAAGUCCUCCCACUUCUACUGCAGUGCUUUCCAGUAUUGCUGUGGCGACAAAUGUUGUGAAAAUAUAGAUGAAUUCUACAAGCUGUGGUAUUUUUGGUUAUGCAUUCUUGUUCUGAUCCUCUCUGCAUUUGUGGCUUUCUAUUGGCUGAGAAAUCAUUAUGGCAACAACAGGUCAGCUCAGGAACAAAGAUCAAGGUCACACAGACGGUCAAGAUCAGGAAGGAGAUACAGGCAACUGACAGGGGACAGUGUGACAUCAGCCCCCUCGGUCAUUAUCCCUGAUUCUGUAGUCACAGCCCCACCCCCGUACAUGGGUGACAACACAGGAUGCCCACAUCUGGGACCCCCGCCAUACUUUCUGGGGUCAGGAAGUUCUAUCAACUCACAGCCACGAUUUCCUCCGCCCUACAGUAAGAUAGAAAAACAGCCACCACCUAGCUACAGCAGCACUGUUGAAAUUGACGUUGUUGACAGUAAUGGUGCCAUUCAUGGAAAGAGUGAAAAAAAAUAAUGAUCGCAGUGAUGAUAACUCUAGUAGUUGAUGUACUAUGAUUAUGAUGGCGGUUAAUAUUUAGCUUGUUCAUAUUCAUAAUUUCCAAUCGAUGGGUAAAAUCCAAUUAAUUCCGCGUCAUUUAGACUAGGCUUUUAGUUGGCUUCCCUCUGACAAAAUAGUCAGUGAUAUAUAGGAGAUAUUAAGAAGCACUUCAUCACAUUGUUCUGUAUUGGAAAAUGAAGAUAAAAACUUCCUUAAGAUAGCACUGAAACAGAUGCAAAUCUUCAAGAGUCAUGUGAAUUAUUUAACUUGAAUGAAAAUGUUAUUGGAAAAAACUCCGGUGAAACAGCACAUAUUUUUGUAAAAAGUUGUUGCAAAAACAUAAGUUGCAAAAGCGUUUUUAAAACAAAAAAACUACAGCGCUUCCAUUGCAACAACAACAACUACAACUGCAGAAGCACAAACAACAACAGUACUUCCAUUGCAACAACAACAACUACAACUGCAGAAGCACAAACAACAACAGGACUUCCAUUGCAACAACAACAACUACAACUGCAGAAGCACAAACAACAACAGUACUUCCAUUGCAACAACAACAACUACAACUGCAGAAGCACAAACAACAACAGUACUUCCAUUGCAACAACAACAACUACAACUGCAGAAGCACAAACAACAACAGUACUUCCAUUGCAACAACAACAACUACAACUGCAGAAGCACAAACAACAACAGUACUUCCAUUGCAACAACAACAACUACAACUGCAGAAGCACAAACAACAACAAUGCUACUGUUGCAACAACAACAACGUUGACAGUACUACAGUAGUGCCACAUGAUGAAAUAUCAACAAUGCUACCUUUGCAACAAAACAACUACAGAAGCUCAAACAACAAAAAUGUCACCGUUGCAACAGCAACAAUAACAGCAACAUCAGUACUACAAAAGUGCCAUAUGAUGAAAUAACAACAAAAGUGUUUAUAGAAAUGAAUUACGGAGAGAAACUGACAAGGAAUAUUCAUGUAUUCGUUAUAACUAAUGAUCUUUAACUCAAAGUUAUAAUGGUUCUCAGAUCAACCUGUUAGCCGAACAACGACUUGUUAGAGACAACAACGAGAUCCCUGUUUGGAAACUUAGCCAAAGGAUGACAACUUUAUGUCGUGCUCUCACUUAAAUAGUUGUUUUAAGGUUAUAAACUUAUUUUUCUUUCAGUAAUAGGGUUAAGGAAGAAUUUAGAUUUUUCUAUUGUCAAAUUCUAUUGUUCAAUUUCUGUUGUAAAUAUUUUGUUAGAAUGUUGACAUUGUAGUUGAUUGUAAAUUUGAUUAAUUAGCUUUGCCCUGCUUGUUAGAACAUUUUUUCACAUUCUCUUUCUUCAUGCCUUGCUCAAUUUACUUUGAAUUUGUUUGUUGAAAGUGGCUCUUUAUAAUUGUCAUAGCAAUGGUGACAUUUUCAGCAUCAACGUUAUGCAGGGCCUUUAAUCUUUGACAGAAAGAACUCAAAUCAUUGAAAGGUGUUAACAUGAAACUUGGUACUCAUGUUGACUAUGACAAUCACUCAUGUUCCAUAACUCUGGCUAAAAUUCAUGUCAGAUUAUGUCCCUUGAUCCAGUGGUCGAAAUUAUCGCAAACCUGCAAGCUGUGGUAAAAUGCUUUCUGGGCUUGCUCAAAUUUUAGAUUUUGUGAAGCAGGAUCAUUGAAUUUUUAUCAAUGCUGACUUUUUAGUGUAAGAAUUUGAGCUGAUUUACUAACAUGAAAGGUGGAGCGUGGGCAUUUGUUAUUGGUGCUCUAGUUACAAUUAAUUGAUGCUUUUAGACACCUUAUAUUUUCCAAGGCAGGGCUUUUGUAGACAUUAAAAUUAUUUUAACAUGGAGGCAUGUUCUUUGUCAUUUUAAAAAGAUGUUAAAAGUAUUAAGUUAUGAUUUUAUGAUGUUAAAAUUAUUAUGCUUUUAUUUUUCAUGCACAUUUGGAAAAAAGUUUUAUGUACUUAAAGGGACUAGACACCAAAUGGUCCAAAAAUAGGCAAAUACAAUAUUUCCUCAAAACCAGCCUAGAAUUAACAAUGCAAGCUAGUAUGAGUCUGAUAAAAAUUUUUUUACAUGAUUAAAAUCAUAUUUUAUUGCUGUCUCAGCUGAGUUUACCUGUUUAAAAAUAGUGCAUAUUGGUUUCCCAGUUUAUAGUGUGUAUAUUUAACAUGUGAAGGUCCUGUGAUUAGUACAGAUACAUAUACGCUAUUUUAAAUUUACUUAGAUUUAGGCUGUAGAGAAACCAUGUAAAUUUUGCAUUGGAAAAAUGUGCUAAAAAAUGCAAAAGAUAUGUGUGUUGUAAGCGAUGUGAUACAUCAGUAAAUAAGAUUCAAUGCAUUGUACACAACGAUAUUAAUUAUGGAAGUUUUUGACAAUUUUCUUUUUUCUUACAAUGGUAAUAUCAUCUGGUGUCUAGUCCCUUUAAUCUUUGCUUCCAAACUUGGUGAAUUGUAUUUUGAUAAAUAUAAUAGCCUUGACUUUGAACUUUUAAAUCUUUUAUAAAGUUCAUGAAGGAUAUUCUUUAUGAAAAAUGCACUUUUUGACGUUAGUUUGAUGUUUUUCAUCUUUCCUCCCCAACUUGGAGAUUCGUAUAUUGAUUAUUACUAAAGACUUACCAAUCUUUUAUUAAGUGCAUGGAGAUUUUAGUAUUUGUUGUUUAAGUUUUGUUAUCAAUGCCAAAAUUAUAUGAUUUUUAUCAGAUGUUUUUUUCAAUUAUCAUAGAAUGUUUCCUUUUCAUGAAUAUUAUUCUUUUCCAUUUUUCUAGUCAUUUUGUCUGACAUGUCCCUAUCUCUUUGUUGUUUUUUUCGACUGAUAAAUUUACAAAGGUUGUUAAUUUGUGCCAAUGAUUUUAGUUUUAUUUUAAAAACAUUAUGUUUUUCAAAGGUUAGAGGGUGACUUUUCGAAAACAAUUCCUUGCCAAAGAUGUACAUCUGAACUUAACACACUUUCAAAGGAUAAAUCAUUUAUGUUUUAGCUUAGGGCUAUUCUAUUUAAACAUAUAUGGGGGAAGGCACUUUUAAAGUAUGCCUUACCCUUACAGAAGCACAUUUACCCUUUUGGGGUCCAAAUUAGCGGAAAAAAAAGACACCCACCCAUAUACUAUUAAAAUAA